Molecule: messenger RNA, 1461 nt
Organism: Clonostachys rhizophaga
Lineage: Eukaryota; Fungi; Ascomycota; Sordariomycetes; Hypocreales; Bionectriaceae
Source: the annotation of a GenBank genome assembly
AUGCCCAAGUCACGAGAGGAUCAUGCCCAGGUUCCUACACUGCCUACAGAGCGGCGAGAGACGCUCCUUGACUGGGACGGCCCUUCAGAUCCAGAAAAUCCACGCAACUUCCCUUUGGCUCUCCGCAUGUUCACAACCGUAACGGUCACAGUUUUGGCAUUGGUGAGCGUAUUUGCAGGCGCAAUAUACGCACCGGCCCAGAAUUAUGUGAGGGCAGAGUUUGAUCUGUCCUACGAAGUUGCCGUGUUGCCUCUCUCCCUCUACAACCUCGGUCUGGCCUUCGGUCCAAUCAUUGGCGCUCCACUGUCCGAAACAUAUGGUAGAAAGACCGUGUUCGUCAUCACUACUCCUGUUUUUAUCUUCUUCAUGAUAGGAUCUGGGUUUGCAAAAAGUAUUGAUGCGCUCAACAUAUGUCGGUUCUUUGCUGGUAUGUUUGCCUCGUCGAAUAUUAGCAACGCUUCAGCCACCAUGCUCGACUACACGCCCGAUCUCCGCCGAGGGCUUGUUCUUGGCAUUUACUAUUCCAUCCCUUCCUUCACGGCCACAUUGGCCCCUCUUAUCGGCGGAUUUGUCGUGGUGGCCAAGGGCUGGCGAUGGACGCAGUGGACGGCGAUCAUGGUUGCAACCGCCGCUUAUAUCCCUAUUCUUUUCACUAAAGAGACCUACAAGAAAGUAAUCCUUCAGAGAAGGGCUAUUCGUCUAGGCCUCGAAGACUCAUCGUCGCAGCGAGUCUCGGUUGGAACUGCUGUGCGCCACUUCUUCACCACGCUGAUUCAACGGCCAAUUCACAUGUUAUUAACCGAGCCCAUUGUGACCUUUGUCAGUCUGUACAAUGGGUUCAACUUCGGCCUGCUCUACGCGUUUGUCAUCACUGUGCCUUGGAUGAUGAGGACAUACUACGACUUUGAUAAGACGAGCGAGUCACUCUCUUACCUUGGCAUGACGAUAGGCACCUUGACUGCCUGUCUACCUUUCACCCUAAUCGAUACUUUCAUCUAUCAAAAGCGGUUCCUAGCCUGGCGUCAAACUCAUUCGGCAGCUGAGAAGUUCCCGCCCAAGUAUCGACUCCUAUCCUCUAUGGCGGGCAGCAUUCUACUGCCGCCCAGCUUGUUCGCAGUGGCAUGGACGGUCCAGUACCGGGUCCACUGGAUCGUGCCAAUCCUGUUCCAGGGAUUAAGCAUGCUGAGCUGCAUGCUGGUUUAUGCUGGCGUCAAUCUUUUUAUGCUAGAUUCCUAUGGACCCCUAUACGGGGCUUCAGCAUCGGGAGCAGUGCAGCUCAGUCGGUAUAUUCUCAGUUUCGCAUUUCCCUUGUUUGCGCUACGUAUGGCCGAAGGGCUCGGUGCCGGCUGGUCGACAUCCUUGCUGGGCAUUUUCACUGUGCUGUUGGUGCCAAUCCCUUGGUGCUUCUGGAGAUUUGGCGACUGGCUGAGGGAACACAGCAGAUAUGAGAUUAGUGACUAG